Molecule: messenger RNA, 1888 nt
Organism: Acanthoscelides obtectus
Lineage: Eukaryota; Metazoa; Arthropoda; Insecta; Coleoptera; Chrysomelidae
Source: the annotation of a GenBank genome assembly
CGUAUAAAAUCUAAAUCAUUAAUAAUGAUUUUUCCACUAGCAGAGUGUACCCGCUUCAGUUGACGACAGCAUGUUGGUAUACGAAUGAGAUGCGCUUGAGAGUAUUUGGGGCACUUAACGGGGCUCCUACAAUCACGAGCACCAUCUGCUGAGGUAACGGGAGGGUGAAAAGGAAACGAGGGUAGGCUGGCCCUUGACGGUGGUCGACGCUACUUUAAAAGAGGAAAGGAUGACUACGGGUGCAUACCAAGUGAAAGAACUGGAAGAAGUUUUAGAGGAAGAAAGAAAUCCUGAAAAAAAGAUAUGGUAUCGAGAAUGGCUUACACGGGGCGAAAGUCAAGGAGCUUCCACCAAUUUAAUAAGGGAGGUUCCUGAUACACAUGAUGCUUGGAAAAAAGGUGCGAAUGGGUUUGAAGCAAGAUCGAAUUUUCCUUUCUGUUGUGGUGCCAUUGAUGGCAAAAAUGUCUUGAUCGAGGCUCCUCCACAUACUGGAAGUGAAUACUUCAACUGUAAAGGCUCCUUCAGCGUGGUACUUAUGGCAAUUGUAGAUCACAAUUACUGUUUUUCUUAUUUUAAAGUAGGGACAGCGAAAUUUCAGGAUCUCUAGAAGAAGGAUUACUAUCCGAUGGUUACUUUUUAGUUGGUGAUUAUGCUUUUCCUCUACUUAAACGAUAUAGUAGAUACCGACUACCUCUUACCGAUGAAGAAAAGAUUUUCAUUUAUCGGCUUAGUCGUGCCAGAAGAAUAGUGGAAAAUUGUUUAGGAAUCUUAGCAAGUAGAUUUUGUGUUUUUGAAACAAAAGUAAAGAUAAAAGUUUCCUCUGUGAAGAAAUUGGUUAAUGCUGCAAUUGUAAUUCACAACUGGCUACGAAAAACGUCACCAGAUCAAUACUUCAAUAAUGCACAAUUGGUUGAUUGUGAAAACCAACACACUGGCGAAAUAAUACCUGGACAGUGGAGACAAGAGAUUCGAGAUAGCAAAACGCAUGCGAAACAAAAUGAGGGAUUAUUUAUUUCUGAAGGAGCAAUGCCUUGGCAACGAAAUUUUAUAAAUUAGUUACCAGUUAAUAAAAAAAACUUACUAUGCUUUUCGUUCCAUUUUCAGCUGUGUAGCUAUCCAUUAUUUCUUCCAGUUAUCAGAACCACUUGACAGUUGGAACGUAUAUAUAAUCCUGUUCACGAUGUCCUCUUCAGCUGCUUUUCGCAUGUUUUUAUUACGAUAAUUUACACUAUUCUUCCAUAAACACUCUUUUUCACUAUAGAGUUCAACAAAAUGCAUAGUUUCUUCUUCUCACUACUUCAUCUUGUACAAAUUCAACCUUAAUUCACAAGUUUUCUUAUAAAAAAAUCACCAAAAUUAUUUGCUUAUCUGUGAUCAAAAUAGGUAAAAAAUCUUAAAAAACACAGAGUACAAAUCCACAAUCCAUGCGCAAAAACUUAUUUACUCUUGCUUUUUCUGUUUACAUUGGUAUAGUAGGCGGUCAAGUUGGCGAUCCAGUGAAGUGGGGGUAGCAGUCAAGUAAAGUUACUUGUUCACCGUGCAGAACCCCAACGGCCACUUCAAAAAAAAAUGCAGUUUGGAGGGCCGCAUUAUAAAAUCUUGUGUUUCUAUUGCAUUUUAUCGUUAAUGUAAGAAUUGUGCAUAUUCGGUAUUUGAGAGUAAUUUAUACAUGUGAUGUAUACAUGACCCGUGAAGCGGACCGCAAGAAAGGAGUUCGGAGGGCCGUAUGUUGGACAGCCCUGGUUUAGACGAUGCAAUUAGAAAAAAAUACUUGACUUACUGCUCAACUCUACCGUUUACUUGACCCGUGUAAACCCGGCUUUACUGGUCUCAUAGAUAAGUAAGUAAGGUACUUAGUUAUUUGUAAGUCGAUUUAAAAAUAAAAAGU